Messenger RNA from Tetranychus urticae (two-spotted spider mite), 1917 nucleotides. RefSeq lists its product as uncharacterized. Lineage: Eukaryota; Metazoa; Arthropoda; Arachnida; Trombidiformes; Tetranychidae. The record is from RefSeq and is a predicted model, not a curated record.
AUCAUUUAAGUUGGCGCCAUUUAAUGUCAAGCAAAUGGUUUUCAUGAAAAUUAGUCGUCUUAUCUUUUAUUAAUUCAUCCUCGAUUUUAUUUAUUUAUUAUUUGAUAUUUGCAAAUUUUAACUUGUGAUCUUCCUUAUUUGUGUUCCAUUCUUUUAAUCCAAAAUGGCUUGUGUUGAUGUGGAUGAACCAAAAGAGAUAGUUUUCAAAAAGAAGUUUUCAGUACCAAGAAGUGUGUACUUAGAAGCCCUCAAAAAUGCUCCUCCACCAAGAAGUUUGGCUCGGUAUAAGGGUCAAAAUAUUAGAUUGGAUAUAAGUGACACCAUGUCACAGAUUCGCCGCCAAAAAACAAGUCCUCAAUCAUCACGCAGUACUAGCAAUUUUUUCAGUUUCAAGGCAUCCCUUCUAAACAAAAUGUACGAGGAUAAAAAGAAGAGAUGGGCUGAUGAAGAUGCUAGAAAGUUGAAAUAUUCGCAAGAAAUUUAUGAUGAAGAAGAAUUGGUUGAUUUAGAAGAGGAUUUAGAGAUCUCUGAUACUUCAGAUGAACAAGAGCCUGAACAAGACGAUUUAAAUGAUUUAGAUGAUUUAGAGGAUUUAGAUGAUGCCGACCAAACAGAAGAAAAAGAAGAUGUUGAUGAUAUGGUUGUUAAUAAAAAAAGGCGCCCUAAGAUUGAUGAUGACGAUGCAGAUGAAGCUUCUGUCGACUUUGAAGAUUUGCCAACCGAAGGAGAGGAAAGUGAUUCAGAAGAAAAAGGCUCACCAGAAGAGGUAAAGGACAUUCCAGAAAAAGUAAAAGACUCACCAGAAGAAGAAAAAGACUCGCCAGUUAUUCAAGUUACUCCAGUUGCUGUUGUGGUAGAAAAAAUUGCAAUACCCGGUAAAAAUGAAACACAUACCAUAUCCGACCAAGAAGAAGGGUACGAUGGAGAGAUAGAAGACGAUCCUGAUAAUGAAUCAGAUGAUGAUGAUGACGCGCCAAUUGAUGAUGAAGCCGAAGUAGAGAAGGAUGAUGAAGAAAAUGAUGAGGAAAAUGAAGACGAGGACAAAGAAAAUCAAAAUGAUGAAGAAGAAAAUGUGAAAACAACUGAUUUUAUAUUCAACGAAGCUGACGUGUCAGGGACUGAUAGCUCUGAUGAUGAAGAUCCAGAUGACGACAUAGAUGAACUCAUUGACGAUGAAGGAGCAGAGAAAGUCGAUAGCGAAAAAGCGCGUAAAGAAAUUCAAAAAAUUUAUCACAAAGAGCUUUUAAAUGAAGAUAAGAGAAUGCUUUUACAACUCCAAGAGAGAUACUUGGAAGACGGUGAUUUGCACUCUGAUCAAAGACGUGUGAAAAAGUUCAGGUGGGGUACUGCAAAUCCUGUAUGGCUAGACAAUGCAAGAUAUUCCGACUCUUCAACCGACAUGUCAGACGAUGACGAUGAUGACAAUGAUGGUGAUAGACCAGUUUUCAAAUUGAACAAUAUUUCAUUACCUUCCACCUCUACUGAAAAUAAUAUUCAAGAGUCAACUCAGAAACCUCAGCCAAUAUUAGCGACUUCAAAUGUUCAAUCUUUUAAUAAACCAACAGGUUUAAUCACCUCUUAUUUGGUGAGAGAUAAACAACUGAAUACCAUUUUAUCAACUAAAAGAAGAAACCCAUUUAAUAAGGAUCGAAUGGAGUUUAAAAGAAUCAAGUCUGGACCACAAAAAUGUAAAACUUUAUUCGAACUUUACAGUAGAAAUUAAAUCCAACAUAUCAUCAAUUAAUUAUCAAAAUUUGCAGCAUUCAUUUUUCUUGUCUUACUAGCAAUUCUAAAACUCGAAAAUCUAAGAUAAAAUGUAAUAAUUGUAAGAGGUAGAAUGAUGUUAAAGGAAUUGAUUUAACUAACUCAAAAAAUAAAAAAAACAAUGAGUAAUUGUAGAUAGCUUUGCAAUAAUUA